AUGAUGCCCUACAUCGGUUCAAAGAUUAGUUUGAUAUCGAAGUCUGACGUCCGUUAUGAGGGGAUCUUGGUCGAAAUCAACCAGGAGAAUUCAACAGUGUCGUUGGAGAACGUUCACUCCUGGGGAACUGAAGGACGAAAAGCUCGCCGGGAAGAUGAAAUUUCCCCAAGUGAAGAACCGUUCCCUUUCGUUGUUUUCCGUGGCGCAGAUGUGAAGGAUUUGCAUGUUAUGACCGCUCCGUCGAAAGCCCCAGCUCCCAAUCCAAUGAGGGUGCCAAAUGACCCUGCAGUCAUUUCGGUAAGACGUCAACACAUUGUGGAUGCUGCACGGGGAUAG
Fimicolochytrium jonesii is the source of this 336-nucleotide messenger RNA. Its product is annotated as putative G2/M phase checkpoint control protein Sum2. Bases 1 to 336 code for a protein of 111 amino acids. Gene Ontology annotation, molecular function: mRNA binding. Gene Ontology annotation, biological process: P-body assembly; cytoplasmic stress granule assembly. The transcript is spliced from 2 exons. The record is from RefSeq and is a predicted model, not a curated record. Gene Ontology annotation, cellular component: P-body. NCBI's taxonomy places the organism in Eukaryota, Fungi, Chytridiomycota, Chytridiomycetes, Spizellomycetales, Powellomycetaceae.